AUGUGGCGCUUCCUGAAACCCAUAGCUAAAAAGGCACGGACGGAGGAGGAGGAGGAGGAGGAGGAGGAGGAGGGGGGUCGCGAUGCGAAUGCUGCGAAACCCAAACCGACCAGCGCUGGAACUGGGGGGAGAAAGUUUCAGACGAAGUGGCUAUACGACGAUGCAGGGAAAAAACGCGACUGGCUGACUGUCAAGAACAACAUCAUGUUUUGCACUGUGUGCACAACUUUUGGAAAGGACAAAAAAAGUCAGGCGAGUCACUUUGUUGUGGGCUGCUCCUCGAUGAAAGUUGAAAGUAUAAUAUCACAUGAAGGCACUCGCAACCACGACAAAAAUAUGAAAAUAAAGCAAGCCAAGUCUGCCCCACUCCAUGAAGCGCCCUCGGUGCAAGUUCUCACUAAACUCUCGGACGUAAACACCCAGAAGAUGAAGCUUCUUUUCCGAAAUGCGCACGCCAUCGCCAAGAAAGGUCGACCCAUCACCGACUACGUCUGGCAAUGCAGCUUGGAUGAGAAAAAGGGGCUGUCCGUGGGCAAAACCUACAGGAACCGCGAGACCGGCAAGCUCUUUGUAAAGUACAUUGCCAAGGCAGCAAGUGAACACUUCUACAUGGCGGAAUACAAUGGUAAAGGAAAUAGUUUGUUUUGGCAUUUGGCGAGUAAAAAAUAUGGUUGGCGAGUAUGUUUUUUCACCUACUAGCCACUUGGCGAGUUGGUCAAAAAGUUAGUUUGCACCCCUGCGCCGCACCGA
Molecule: messenger RNA, 750 nt
Organism: Entelurus aequoreus (snake pipefish)
Lineage: Eukaryota; Metazoa; Chordata; Actinopteri; Syngnathiformes; Syngnathidae
Product: zinc finger protein 862-like
Exons: 2
Coding region: 1-699 (232 amino acids)
Source: RefSeq, a predicted model, not a curated record